AUGUCAGCCUAUGGCGAGAUAACUCGCUCUUACAGGGACAAUACCCUUCCGCUUGGGUCUACAUUAUGGCUUGCCCGAAAUUCAACGCCACAGCAAAGUGGAUCCGAUAGCACUUCUGCUCCAACUGGUCAUCGGAGCUCGACCUACGUGUCUAUACACCAUCUCACCCUAGAAUCCGCUUUAGGCUUUGUAGGGUUAGUGGAGCACCUCCACGAAACCUUCGCGCAGGUAGUAGAGGAAGGUUUCACAUAUCCGCAAGAAGGCGACCUUACGAGGGAUGCGUUCGAGUCAUAUUUCUUCGCUGGGGACGUAUUCGUCGCCAUUAUCGGAAACACACCCCAAAUGGUCUUGGGCGGCGGACAAUCGUCGGAUGUGACAGAUGGAGAGGCGCAUGAAGUAGGGCUGGAAGGAGCUCAGAAUGGCCGACAAUGGGUUGAUUGCGUGGCCGGAUUUUACUACGUUAAACCGAAUUAUCCCGGGCGUUCGUCGCAUAUCUGUAACGCCGGCUUCGUCGUACCCCCACAUCAUCGAGGUCGCAACUUUGGUUCCGCCUUAGCGAGAUCAUACGUGCACUACGCGCCGAAGCUUGGAUACAAGGCCAGCGUGUUCAAUCUGGUGUAUGUGAAUAACACAGCGUCUGUUCGGCUCUGGGAACGCCUUGGUUUCACCAAAGCCGGCCUCAUUCCCCGCGCUGGCCGCCUACGCAGGCCUGAUGGCAACGGUGAACAUUACGUGGACGCGCACGUGUUCUACAAGAGUUUCGUCGAGGACUUGGAAUACUAA
Pleurotus ostreatus (oyster mushroom) is the source of this 783-nucleotide messenger RNA. RefSeq lists its product as uncharacterized. NCBI's taxonomy places the organism in Eukaryota, Fungi, Basidiomycota, Agaricomycetes, Agaricales, Pleurotaceae. The record is from RefSeq and is a predicted model, not a curated record. The coding region runs from base 1 to 783 and encodes 260 amino acids. Gene Ontology annotation, molecular function: acyltransferase activity, transferring groups other than amino-acyl groups. The transcript is spliced from 4 exons.